Messenger RNA from Dunckerocampus dactyliophorus (ringed pipefish), 3842 nucleotides. It is a transcript of the gene mios, whose product is annotated as missing oocyte, meiosis regulator, homolog (Drosophila). NCBI's taxonomy places the organism in Eukaryota, Metazoa, Chordata, Actinopteri, Syngnathiformes, Syngnathidae. The transcript is spliced from 12 exons. Gene Ontology annotation, molecular function: protein binding. Gene Ontology annotation, cellular component: cytoplasm. Bases 109 to 2745 code for a protein of 878 amino acids. Gene Ontology annotation, biological process: cellular response to amino acid starvation; positive regulation of TORC1 signaling. The record is from RefSeq and is a predicted model, not a curated record.
CAUGGUUUCGUGUUGCACAAUAACAAGAGUGAAGCUGGAAGUUUUCGCCGCCCAACAUGAGUUGGGGCUUGGUUGUGAAGAGGAGAACCUUCUAGCAGCUCCUGAGUCAUGAGUGGCUCCAAGCCGGACAUCCUGUGGUCCCCCCACCACCCGGACCGCUAUGUCAUCUGUGACUCGGAGCUGGGUCUGUACCGCAUCGGGCCAGCGGCGAGCUCAGAGCUCAAAGCUGGUACUGUCCCUCUCUCGGAGGAAACCUCAGCAACCUUGCUGGCCAUCAACUCUGACACCCCCUACAUGAAAUGUGUGGCCUGGUACCCCAAGCAGGAGCCCGAGUGCUUGCUUGCGGUGGGCCAAGCCAAUGGCAGGGUGGUCCUCACCAGCCUGGGUCAGAGCCACAACUCUACCUGCAAAGAGCUGGUGGGGAAAGAGUUUGUGCCCAAGCACGCCCGCCAGUGCAACACUCUUGCCUGGAACCCAGUGGACAGCAACCUGCUGGCGGCCGGCUUGGACAAACACCGGGCGGACUUCUCCGUCCUCAUCUGGGACAUCAGCAGCAAGUUUUCCUCAGAAGCCGGCGUAGCGGCUGAAAAGAUCCGUCUUUCCUCCGCAGAUGUGGACUUGAGCGCCGUCGUGACGAAGCCGCUGUACGACCUGGGCCAAAACGACGCUUGUCUGUCGCUCUGCUGGCUCCUCCGCGACCCCAAGCUCCUGCUGGCCGGCAUGCAUCGCAACCUGGCCAUUUUUGACCUGAGGAACACCAGCCAGAAGACCUUUGUCAACACCAAAGCCAUCCAGGGGGUCACGGUGGACCCCCACUUUCCUGAUCGCGUGGCCUCCUACUUUGAGGGCCAGGUGGCCAUCUGGGACCUGAGGAAGUUUGAGAAGCCUGUGCUCACCCUCACCGAGCAGCCCAAGCCUCUAACCAAGGUGGCGUGGUGUCCAACACGCACGGGCCUGCUGGCCACUCUGACCCGUGACAGCAACAUCAUCCGCCUGUACGACAUGCAGCACACGCCCACGCCCAUCGGGGAUGAGACGGAGCCCACCAUCAUUGAGCGCAGCGUGCAGCCAUGCGACAGCCAGAUCGGCAGCUUCGCCUGGCACCCGUCCUCCCAGAACCGCAUGGUGGUGGUGUCGGCGGCCAACCGCGCCAUGACCGACUUCACCGUGUUCGAGCGCAUCUCGCUGGCGUGGAGCUCCACCACCUCGCUCAGGUGGGCGUGCGGCCGGCACCUGUACGACUGCGUGGAGGACGGGGCGGAGGGCCUGGAGAGCGUCUUGGAGAAGGACAUCGCCACCAAGAUGAGGCAGAGGGCUCAGUCCAGGUACGGACAUGAUACCGUCCAAGUGUGGAGGAACCACCUUCUGGCUGGAGGCAACGACUCGCAGCUGAAAUCCCUGUGGUUUGACCUGUUCUAUAUGAAGCAGUGCGCUGAUGAUAUUGAGUUGAAGCUGCAGGGCAGCAAGCAGACCGUUGUCUACUCUGGUAUCAAGAACAUCGUCAAGAACAGCUCAGGCACCACCGAGAGCCAUAAAUGCUGGAGUGGCUCGGACCGCCAGACCGACGUGACCCGGUAUCACAGCGAGGAGCGUAGCCUCGCCCUGCGGCUCUGCGGCUGGAUCGGCCGGGGUCCCGACAUCGACGUGGAGCCCUUCCUGCGCUCGCUGGAGCAGGAGCGCGAGUGGGAGCGGGCGGCCGCCGUGGCUCUCUUCAACCUGGACAUCCGCCGAGCCAUCCAGAUCCUCAACAAGGGGGCCAUGGCCGACAAGGGUGACCUGAACCUCAAUGUGGUUGCCAUGGCGCUGUCAGGUUACACGGAUGAAAAGGCCUCCCUGUGGCGGGAGAUGUGCAGCUCACUGAGGCUGCAGCUCAACAACCCCUACCUCUGCGUCAUGUUCGCCUUCCUCACCAGCGAGCCCAGAGCCUACGACGGCGUGCUGUACGAGAGCAGCGUGGCAGUGCGUGACCGUGUCGCCUUCGCCGCCAUGUUCCUCAGCGAUGCUCAGCUUCCUCGCUAUGUCGACAAGCUGACCGGUGAGAUGACGGAGGCGGGAAACCUGGAGGGCAUCCUGCUGACGGGGCUGACCAAAGACGGCGUGGACCUCAUGGAGAGUUACGUGGACCGAACCGGGGACGUCCAGACUGCCAGCUUCUGUAUGCUCAAGGGUUCCCCAGGUGAGGUGCUGAAGGACUCCAGAGUCCAGUGCUGGAUCGAGAACUACCGGAACCUGCUGGAUGCGUGGAGGUUCUGGCACAAGCGGGCCGAGUUUGACAUCCAUCGAGGCAAACUGGACCCCAGCUCCAAACCUCUGGCCCAGGUGUUUGUGAGCUGCAACUUCUGCGGCAAGUCCAUCUCGUACAGCUGCUCGGCCAUGCCUCACCAGGGCCGAGGCUUCAGCCAGUACGGCGUCAGCGGCUCGCCCACCAAGUCGAAGGUCACCAGUUGCCCCGGCUGCAGGAAGCCGCUGCCGCGCUGUGCCCUCUGCCUCAUGAACAUGGGGACGCCCGUGUCCAACUGCACAGGAACGGGGAAGUCGGACGAGAAGGUCGAUUUGACAAGGGAGAACAAACUAGCUCAGUUUAACAACUGGUUCACCUGGUGUCAUAACUGUCGCCAUGGCGGCCAUGCUGGCCACAUGCUCAGCUGGUUCAGAGACCACACCGAGUGCCCUGUGUCGGCGUGCACGUGUAAGUGCAUGCAGCUGGACACUACGGGGAACCUGGCGCCCUCGGACAGCAGCUAAACACGAAAGAACCUCCAGGAGGUUUGACGCCGGGCGGCACCGCGACCUCCUCUCAAGCGGGCCGCUUUCAUUUCUGUCCAGGUCUUGUCACGUUACAGCAAGUCCAGUACCAAGAAGGGAAAGAGUGUGACUGAAUCACUGGCUGAAGGGAGAAAACUCACCAGAGUCCCUCUCAGGAGAUUUCACAUGGAGGCUGUGCCGCAGUCGGCCUCUGGCAGUCUAACCUGAAUCAGGCUUUGGGUUUUUAUUGUCAUCAAUAAAGAAUAAUCGCCACUCAUACUUUUGAGUCGUUAAAAUGUGAUCGUAGGUGCCAAACAUGUCACAGCUGCUCGUUUUUGGAAUAUUCUGUUUAAUUCACAACUGUGUUUUUUUUCCUCUUCAUACCUCAUGAAAACAUUGUUUGGGCUGAAGGAUGGUACCCAGGGUGAUGGGGAGGGAAUAGCGCACUUUUACAACAACUGCCUCGCUUUCUUCGUGUUACUUCUCUUCAUCUGGGGGGGGGGGGAUAGAAACUGAGUAAUGGAAGGAGGUAGGGGUUGGGGAGAGCGGGAGGGUGCGCCUGCAUUCAGCGGCCCACUCCAGGCUUGUGGUGCAUGAAAAGAAGCUCCCCAGAAAACAGCAGCUGCUCGGCAUUCUGACAAGACCCUCCAGAUUGCACCCCCUUUCCCCUCCCAUACAGAAGCUCAGCUGCCGGAACACUAUUGACUCAAAGAACGGGCGAGAGAACAGACAGGAUCUCCUUCCCUCCCUCACCCUCCGACAUACACCGCCCUGCCCUCUCUUUCUUUCAGUCUCCCUCCCCAGUGCCCAAAAUGCCCCCCAACACUAUGCAUACCAAUCAUCAAGCCAAGGACGGGUGCCGUCUGCUCGUGGGGGGGACGACCGGGUGUAAGCCGCAUUGUAAAUGUUUUUCCUUUCUUUCUCUGUCACCAACCCAAGGAGGCAUUGUCGGAGCUAAAUCACUUAGUCAUGGAGGAGGGGGUGUUUGGUCCGUGAGCUACUGUAUGCUGCUUUCUUAGUGCUGUUUUGGAGUGUGGGCUGACAAAUUGGCAAAUUGUGUAGUGCCCCUUAAAAACAUUAAAAAAAUAGUGAUUGUA